AAUUCAGCACAUACCCUACCCGUAUUACCGGUGGAACCAGUUGACGUGUGUCGUUGUUCCUGUCUUGGCUGCUACAGCAGAUUGUUAUUUUGAUGUAGAUUAGCUUCACAGACGUGUCGUAUGUAACAAUAUUGAGUAGACGUCGAGUAUUGGUCGGCUAACGGAACGUUGUCUGCAUUGCAUACACAAGAUAGCCGACGCCAACGUCUAGGCUUCUUUUUUAUCGAGCACACCAGGAGGAAAAAAAGAAGAGAUGACGAUAAAGAAAACAACGAAGUAUUUUUAUUCGUAGAAUUGCCCUUCAGUGUCUUCUGUUACGAUCGUUCCUGUCGCGUAAAUGAAUUUCCUGCGUAAUCGUGUGGUGGUUCUGGGUCUGGUGUUGCUGGCCACUGUCCUGCUGUACCUGCUGCUGCCGUCCAUACGUCAGGGCAUCAUGGAGCCGUCCCCCGACGCACAAAGAUCUGUCUUCUUGGCCACUUCUCCCCCUGCGCUUCCCAACCUCAAUGUGUCAGUUCACACCGGACAGCUUCCUGGAGACCCGCCGCUCUUCUUCCGAGAAGCUUUACCCCUGGACUCAGCUGGACGCCAGAUACUGCCUAGGUUACAAGUAGUACUUCUGCAUGGGCAGGCUUUCACCUCUAAAACCUGGGAAGAUCUUGGCACCAUGGCCCUGCUCGCAAGUAAUGGAUAUCAUGCUUUAGCCAUGGACCUGCCAGGUUUUGGCAAGUCUCCCGUCUCGGAGGCUAUAAAAAAUGACCAGAACCGAGUGGACCUGCUCUCCAGGUUCAUGGAAUCUCUGGGCGUGAGGUCAGCGGUGCUGGUGAGUCCCUCCAUGAGCGGACAUUACUCCAUCCCUUUUCUCAUGAAGAACAGCGCACAGCUGCGUGGCUUCGUUCCCAUCGCGCCUGUUGGUACGCGCAGUUACACACCACAGGAGUACCAGAAUAUUCAGACGCCGACACUCAUCGUGUUUGGGGCCCUGGACACUAAUCUGGGCGCCCAGUCUCACAAGAACCUGGCCCAGCUCCCACAUUACUCCGUGCUCAAGCUGGACGAAGCUCGUCACGCGUGCUACAUGGAUAAACCGCGAGCGUUUCACCAAGGACUCAUCGACUUCCUCAGCAAGCUUAAGUGAGACAGAAAGAAAAUAUGAUGGUUUUUUUCUGCCUGGUCGGCUUGUUAGAAUGAAUACAAAGUACCAGUAGAGUGAAAAAACAAGUUGCCUCUAAUUUUAAGUUAUAAUCAUAAAUAUCUGAUUUAUGACACUAAAAGACUUACAAAGUUUGCGAGUAAAUAGAUAUGAUCAAAAGAGUAUCAAUCUCAUGGAGAUUCCCAAGCCAUUUUGAGAGUUAGUGAGCUAUACCGACUCAGUGGCCUAGUGGUUAGAGUGUCCGCCCUGAGAUCGGUAGGUUGUGGGUUCAAACCCCGGCCGAGUCAUACCAAAGACUAUAAAAAUGGGACCCAUUACCUCCCUGCUUGUCACUCAGCAUCAAGGGUUGGAAUUGGGGGUUAAAUCACCAAAAAUGAUUCCCGGGCGCGGCCACCGCUGCUGCCCACUGCUCCCCUCACCUCCCAGGGGGUGAUCAAGGGUGAUGGGUCAAAUGCAGAGAAUAAUUUCGCCACACCUAGUGUGUGUGUGACAAUCAUUGGUACUUUAACUUUAACUUUAACUUUAGCCAGUCACGUGAUCCGUGACGUAGCGGUGGAAACCACAGAUCCCUUCCCCAUCAACAACAAUACUGAUCAAGCAGGCUCUGUGAGAACCAACAACAAUUAUUUUGGGAGAAAUGACGAUCCAGAACCUUAUACUUUUGAGCCCGAACACAAGAAGGAUGAGCAAAAAGGUUUAAAAGCCGAAUGCUAAACUGAUGCAGCUUUAUUGAAACACUAUAGUAUCAGCUAGUAUUGCUAGGUGCUAAACAUAAAAACUAACCAUAAUAAAACAAACACUUACUGUACAAUUUCCACUCUCGCUUGGAUGCCGACCGACAGGACGCUCACAUAAUCUUCUUUUUAUGAAGUUUUAACCGCAAUUCUUACGAAGGGUUAAAAAAAAAAAGUUGCCGCAACUACGCCUUUUUAGACAUCUUGGGGGAUAUCAAAUUAAACCAGUCCCUCGGUCCGUCACCACAUUUGUCUACUAUCAGGUGAGAGAUGCAUUGAUUAUAAUCUAGAAUUAACUUUCAGCAUGUUUGAGACAAUAGAAAAGCAGCUGCCGGCUUAGUGUAUCAACAAUAGCAGCGUAAGCUAGCAUUAACUCACUGCUAACAAUUCCCCGCUAAAAUAGGCCGUCUGUGUUAGCGCUUAUAACAAUAUCACUCAUAUUUGUUUAAUAUCCUGGUCAUGACAUGUAAAUGGAAUAUUGUUGGUGGUUUCUGGAUGUUUUUAGAGGGUAUAAUGGGUGUUGUUGACUCAAUUGUUGGCUAUUUAUUCAAGAUUUUGAGUGCAAAAAAAAAAACCCAACCAUAUAUGUUCUUGUCUUGCAUAAGGAUUGUGAAUGAUAAACAGCACAUCUAUCUCCAAUUUGUGUGUGUCUCCAGUAUGACUGAUCUGAUAACAUGGUCAGAGUGCAGAAGCGUUACUCCAGUGACGAAGGAUCUACAGAAAUUGCCAAAGACAUUCAGAGCAAAUAUUCAAAAUGGCCGUCUGAAAUUGGGGCAUUUUGUGAUGUUUCGACAGUAUUUUCACAUACUUUGCAGAUUGUAAAUACAAUUGGCUAUGGUUUAAUGGGUACAAAGAAACACAAUUAAGCAUAUAAAGUCAACUUGUUUUUCCACUCUACUGGUACUUUAAAGAUUCCCACCUCAUUUGUAUUUAUUCAUAUCCAUCAUAUGUGCAAUAAGCCUCCACUUGUAAAGUCGGGUAAGGGUUAUUUCAUGCUUCUUUGCAUGCAAAAACAAACAAAAAAAAGCAUUACAUUUUGUGUCAGUGUUGCCUUUUUGUAGGUGGGCGGGGGGGUAAAUAUGCAAAUGUAGCAGCAGCAGUAGAUGCAUGUGUGUGUUUGGGAAAGCUUCCGGUCAUUUCUCAUUCCAGCUCAAAAAAAAAAAAAGCUCACUCUCUUCAACAAGGGAGGAAAGUAUUGUCAACAUUUGAAAGCAAAACCUGUUUAUUUAUAUGAUAAUAAAGUAUAUACCGUAAGUCUAAUAUAUUUGCAUGGGGUCUAGAUUUAUUUGAAAGUGGGUAACUGCUGGUCAUGAAGAUGGUGUUUAAUAAUUUAACAAUGUUUGCUUACAGGUGUGGUUUUUUGUUUUAUGAGAGACUAUGUUGACCUUUGCAGCGGAAAUGGCGGCACUCCUUUUCAUGCAGGGCCCAAAGGCAGGGUAGUUGUUAAAAGCCUGGCCUGAUGAAUAAUUUACAGGUUAUUUUUUUUCUAAUUACCCUUGUUAUUCUGCUGCUGUCCGAACAAAGAUUUUUACAGGAGGAGCGAUGAAUGCAGUACUGUGUCCAGCCUGGAUGUACAUAUAUAUAAAUAUAUUGCAUAUUUAAUGUUAAUUGUGAAUUGAAACAAUAAAAAAAAAUGUUUCUUUAUGUAGAAUAAGGGGUUUCAAACUUGUUUCC
Molecule: messenger RNA, 3558 nt
Organism: Nerophis lumbriciformis (worm pipefish)
Lineage: Eukaryota; Metazoa; Chordata; Actinopteri; Syngnathiformes; Syngnathidae
Gene: abhd14a
Product: abhydrolase domain containing 14A
Cellular component (GO): cytoplasm
Source: RefSeq, a predicted model, not a curated record